This is a messenger RNA of Rhizophagus irregularis DAOM 181602=DAOM 197198, 369 nucleotides long. RefSeq lists its product as uncharacterized. The record is from RefSeq and is a predicted model, not a curated record. Lineage: Eukaryota; Fungi; Glomeromycota; Glomeromycetes; Glomerales; Glomeraceae.
AUGAGUCAAAUAAAAGGAGAGUUUCAAUGGCAAAAACGAUUAGAAAAUAUUUCACAUGCAAAUAAAAAGUUCAAAACCACGAACGUUGUAAUUCCAGUAAUUCAAGAACAGCAGGAAGAUGGAGUAUCUGAUGAUAAUGAUGAUUUUUUUGAUCAAGACCCUGAGUGUGAUAUUGAAUCAUCUCGUGAGUGGAGAAAUUUAAUAAAAGAAUGGAUUAAAAUGGUGGGUGAAGAUGAAAAAAUAGAUCAGACAGACGAAGAAAAUAGUGAAAAUUUAGAACCACUCAUUGAUCAUGUUAUGAAUUUAAACCAGAUUUUGCGUAAACAACACCCACUUACUAACAAAAAUGCCAAAUGGGAAGUUAGGUGA